Messenger RNA from Durusdinium trenchii, 3528 nucleotides. The record is from the annotation of a GenBank genome assembly. NCBI's taxonomy places the organism in Eukaryota, Dinophyceae, Suessiales, Symbiodiniaceae.
AUGGCCCAGCUGGAAAAGCAUGUGGUGUCGGACCCUGACCUGGCAGCACGGGUGAGGGCAUUGCUCCAGCAGCCCUUUGACCAGGCCCUUAAGGCGUGCCCUGCGCUGCGAGAGUACAUCCAAAAUCGAAGUGACGAGGAUGCCAAAGCUUUGGAGGAGGAGUUCCGGGAGCACUGGCAUGCGGAGGCACCGUUGGAAAUGCGACAGAUCUUGGAGGAGAUCCUGGACCCGGAGGUGGCGGCCGCCAACGUGGCGGCCACGGAGGCCUUGUUGCAAGAGAAGGCCCCGACCUUGGAUCAGGAGGUGACGAAGGUGGAGGAGUUUCAGGACCCCGCGUCAAGUCCAAACUCUGCUGACAAGGGAGGCAUGCCGCCCAUCGACGACGAAGACGACUUUGCGGAUGUCAACGUCACGGCCGCAGUGGACAAGCUUCUGGCCAUGCCCUUCGAAGCGGCACUGAAGGAGUGCAAGGAGCUACGAGCCUAUGUGCACAGCUCGGAGCGGAGCAAAGUGGAGAUCCAGGAGCUGGAGGCAGAGAUCAAAGACUCCUGGAGCUCCGACGCGCCCACCGAGCUGCGAGAUCUCUUGGAGGAGCUGCUCUUCCCGGAGAUUGCGAAGCGAAGAGCGGCGCAUGCGGGGCUGCUAUGGGAGCGCUGGGCGAACCUCAUCUUCGCGGAGAUCACCACCUUCGACAAGAGCUACACACAGUUCGAGCGGCUCUACAUGCACAUCGUGAAGCAACUCAUCGAGAAUACCUUGGAACCCAUCCGCAGCAUGGCGGACACGUGCCAGUCCUUAAUGGAUCACUCCGGAGAUCCCUUCCGCGAGGUCCAAGCUGCCGCCCUGUGCCAGCGUUUGGGUCUACUGAAGCAGACUGUGGAUUUUGGUGGCAGCAGCCAAGUGGUUCACUUUGAUCCUGGCCUCCUGGACAAAGCGCAGAGAGUUCUCCACAUGGAGACCUAUGCGGAGGUAAGGGAGAUGGCUCGGGUUCUCCUGAAGAACUUCAAUUCCCUCUGCCAGGUGUUGAUGCAUUUGAAUGACGACCAGGUGAAGCUGGAAUUGAAGGAGAAUGCCGAGUUCACGGCAGCCCUACUGCGGCUGGAGCAGGUCUGGGCGGAUUGCCAAUUCAUCUUGCACCAGGGCUGCCUGGACUUUAUUGAGAUUCUCGAACAGGAGGUCCUGCCUCAACUCAGCCCGCAGUUGAAAUGGCAGAUCCAUUUGGCGCUCGAGAUGGAGAAUCCAGGAAAGCCAGCCGACCCUACGGAGUUGCAGGAAGCACGAGUGACUUUGUACCAGACCGUGCCCAUGAUGGUGUAUGUGGACGAGCUGUGGAAGGAUGCGAAUCCGACUGCAGGCGCCCAGAGCAGGGAGGCCCAGAGGGCCUUCCCGGGCCCUGAGUCUCAGCCUCCAGCCCAUGGCGCGAUGGCACCAGAGGGGGUGCCGCCCGGAACCCGGUCUCCUCGGCAGGUGCGGAAGAGGAUCUUGCAGAGCAUCUAUGACGAUUCCAAGCCUUUGCACUUGCAGCAGGUCUUCCAACUGGACCGUCCGCAGCACCUCACUGCCGCCCUCAGCGCUCUCCAGCGCCGCGCUCGUUGGGCUGACGGCCUCCUGCUGCUGCAGCGCCUAGCGACGGCGCGCGCCGCGGCCGCGGCGAACGCGCCGAACGCGAACGCGGCGGCGGCGGGCGCGGCGGCGGGCGCGGGCUGGGGGAGGGCGCUGGAGCUGUUGGAGCGCCUGGAGAGGCAAAGCUUGGAGGUCUCGCAUGUGAGCUUGGGAGUGAUGAUGAAGGCGAGCCAUUCCUGGUGGCGAGUGCUACGGAAGAUGCAACAGAUGCUGGAGAAAGGGAUGAGUUUGGAGAUCCGACAUGCCAAUGAACUGAUUCGGUCCUGCAAAGGCGAAACCUGGCCAAAGGUGCUAAGUGCUUUGCAGAUGUCUCUGGAAAGAGGUGCAGAGCCCACAGAGUUUACCAGUAGCUUGGUGCUGGCAAAGUUGAAGCAGCAGUGGCCUUUGGCCAUUCAUCUGUUCCACGACCUGGCGCACCAGCGGCUGCAGCAUGAUACCGUGAGUGUGAAUGCGGCCCUAGUGGCUGCGAACCAAGAACGGCGGUAUUCCAAGAACUUUGUGAACGAGCAGCUGACCUCGGCGAGCGCCGUCGAUUCAGCCACGUGCUCCACGGUGGCGCAAGGCGGACACGACAGCGAGACAGUGCUGGAGCUACUGCAGCGAAUGAAGGCUUCCUUGCAGCAGCCCGACCUGGGCGCGCAUGACUCACUUCUGUACACCUUGCAGCGUGAUGGCCGCUGGGAGGCUGCGCAGCAGCAUGUGCAGAGCAUGCGCCACGAGGGUGUGGAGGCGAAAAGCAGCACCUGGACCUCACUGAUGGGCUCGAUGGAUCGUGGGCAGCAGUGGCUUCAGGUUCUGAAGCUGCUGGACCUGGGAAUCCAGCUCGACCUGGUCCUGGCAUCUAGUGCCAUCAGCGCUGUGCAUACAGGUCAUGGUUGGCACUUGGCGUGGCAGAGCUUUCAUCAGCUGCGCCCACGAAGCCUACAGCCCGAUGUGGCCGCCCACAGCGCGGUGAUCAGCGCGGCUGAGAAGGGACAGCAGUGGGCUUUGGCACUCGCUGCCGCCGGUGCCGGAGUGGAGUUGGACCUGAUCUCGCUGAACACCGCGGUGAGUGCCUGUGAGAAGGGCCUUCAGUGGGCGAAGGUCAAUGGGCUACUGAGUGCCCAGAUGCCCCACCGGGGCAUCACCUCGGAUGCCAUCAGCUUCAACUCGGCCAUCCUGGCGCUGACGGCGGCGCGACGUUGGCGGAGCGCCCUGGACCUGGCGCACGCCGCAGGCGAGCGGGGCAUCACCCCCCAGGUUGGGAGCUACGGCGCGUUGUUGAUGGAGUGUGAGGAGGCCAGUCCGUCCCUCUUGUCGUGUCAAGAGGAGCUGCUGCGAAGCUCGCUGGAAGCCGCAGGACUCGUGGAAAAAGGAGCGACGGCCGCGGGACUCGGCCGCGCCCGCCGGUCCGUCCGCUUCGUGGAGCUGUGCUGCCCACAGGACGAUCGGCACCACACGUUGCGCCGUGACUUUGGGAAGUUCGACGAGAAGCGCUUCUCAGAGUUCCGCAACUUCCUGGUGGCCGAGAACGAGCGGAACCGAAGCGGUGGCAGCCGUCAGACGGAUUUCUUUCGCUUGGUCUACCGACAGCUGAAAGCGGUUUCAGCCUUUCCGAUCCAGGAGAACCUGUCAGCUGCCAUUCUGGCGGCCUCAGAGGCCCAGGCCGCCCUGAAGCAGCCCAACCUGAGUGACCGGGACAUGGCCGAUGGCCUACGGGAGCAGGAGCUCUUGGAGGCACCGGACGGCUGGAUGGGCGUAGGAAAAGGCUUUGCUGUGGAGAAGCUCUACGUAGCCCAUGACAUGCCCGCCGGAGGGUCAGUGCCCGCCUUCGGAAUCUUCUCUUCGAGUGGGGUUCACUUUCUUUUUGGGUUCCUCCAGCCUGAAGUGAGGGUGCAAGAGCAAGCUGCCGAAGAGCCAACUUGA